Molecule: messenger RNA, 810 nt
Organism: Suillus bovinus
Lineage: Eukaryota; Fungi; Basidiomycota; Agaricomycetes; Boletales; Suillaceae
Product: Ndufb8, NADH dehydrogenase 19kDa subunit
Exons: 3
Coding region: 238-702 (154 amino acids)
Cellular component (GO): mitochondrion
Source: RefSeq, a predicted model, not a curated record
AAAUUUGGGGAAUGGCCGAGGAAAGCCGCAUCUUCUCCAAGUAUGUCAUGACGGUUGUACCAUUCAUAGACUUGCAGGGCCGCGAAGAUAGGAAAGAUGCCGUCGCUUGUUUUCGCUUAUUUCGUCCGAGUCGGGUUCAAAUGGGUCUGCAGUAGUGUCCGGUGUCCUAAACAUUGUUUCCGGGGGACUCGACGGUAGUCUUAUGGGGUGGUCACACUGAACUUCACCUCGACUUCAAUGACCUCGCUACGUCUUAUAAACAGCGUUGCAUCCAAGCGAUAUUUAAGACCCUCGCCCAUAUCAUGGCGUGCCUAUGCAACGCCUGCAACUUUUAAACCCCAAGAAAAAGACCCUCAACUUGGCGAUUACCCUAACCUUCCAUGGGUUUCUGACCAGGAACGUCCUGCUAGAGGCUGGUGGGAUCAACAGAUGCGACGGAACUUCGGUGACCCGAUACACGAAUACGAUGAAGUCCUGUCCAUGUGGGGGCCUGAUGCUCCCCCGAUUCCUCCGCACAAGGCUUUGUUCCAGCUUUCGCUCGCCUUCUCAGCAUUCAUUGGCUUUGGUUUCCUAUGCAAGUACGCGCUCGUUCCAGAGAGGCCAACGGUAGCCCGGGAAUACCCGUACUCCGGUCUUGUACGUGAACUUGGCGGACUUGAAGAAAACAAGGCUAGAGAAGAGACUGAAGAGAUCGACGAGUAAUAUUGCGGUGUACCUAGAACUCGCGUUUCUUAUCCGGGAGAAUUUCACUCUCACGCAUUUUGCUGUUUGCAUGAUGAGUCUGCCACAUAUUCGCUACCGUUAAGUCAC